This is a messenger RNA of Eruca vesicaria subsp. sativa (arugula), 1899 nucleotides long. The record is from the annotation of a GenBank genome assembly. NCBI's taxonomy places the organism in Eukaryota, Viridiplantae, Streptophyta, Magnoliopsida, Brassicales, Brassicaceae.
AUCACACCAAUCUUGAUCCAAAUGUUAAUAGAAGAAAAACAAUUCAUUCUCGAGACACACCAACGACUCUUUCUCUACAUUUCUCCCAACCCUUGAUCUCUACUUCUCCUCUCAAUCAUUAUCAUCACCAGAAAAAGCACAAAGGAUUAAUCUUUGCUCCUCUUAAAAAUUCAAGCAAUGUCGCUUGACAUUAAGAGACCUAUCAUCAACAAGACCAAGAAGAAGACUGGUUUCAUCGUCAAAAUGCAACUAAAUAACAACAACAACAACAACAGAGGUGGACACAACAAAAGAAACCUCUUCUUCAUCUUCUUCAGACAUUAUUACAGAUGGGUCAUUUGGUUCUUCCUCUCUCUCUAUUUCUUCACAUCUUACUUCGCCGGAGACCAAUCCUCCACCACAACAACAAGUCUCUUAUCUAACCACCAAACAUCCUCCUCGCUCCCAUCUCGCGCCCUCAUCGAAUCUUCCGCCAUCCUCAAACCAUCUCUAUCCAACGGAAUGAAGAUAUACGUUUACGAUCUACCGGCCAAAUUCAACGUCGACUGGGUAACGGCGUCAGACCGGUGCUCCAGUCACCUAUUCGCGGCGGAGGUAGCCAUCCACCGUGCCCUUCUCUCCGACUCCUCCGUCCGUACGUUACUCCCGGAAGAAGCAGAUUUCUUCUUCGUCCCUGUCUACGUCUCCUGCAACUUCUCCACAGCCAACGGCUUCCCUUCUCUAAGCCACGCUAAGUCCCUCAUCAGCUCCGCCGUCGAUUUCAUCUCCGAACAUUACCCGUUUUGGAACCGGACUCGAGGCUCCGACCACGUCUUCGUCGCUUCACAUGACUUCGGCGCAUGUUUCCACGCCAUGGAGGAUAUGGCGAUACAAGAAGGGAUUCCAGAAUUUAUGAAAAAUUCGAUAAUUUUACAAACGUUUGGAGUUACGUACAAGCAUCCAUGUCAAGAAGCUGAGCAUGUGGUGAUCCCGCCGUAUAUUCCGCCGGAGAGUGUACAGAGAGCAUUAGAAAAAGCUCCGGCGAACGGGCGGCGAAACAUUUGGGCGUUUUUCCGAGGGAAGAUGGAAGUCAACCCUAAGAAUAUAAGCGGACGCUUUUACAGCAAGGGAGUGAGAACGGCGAUUUUAAAGAAAUACGGCGGAAGAAGACGGUUUUAUCUUAACCGGCACCGGUUUGCUGGAUACCGAUCAGAGAUCGUGAGAUCGGUGUUUUGUCUCUGUCCUCUCGGGUGGGCCCCAUGGAGUCCUAGGCUAGUGGAAUCCGCCGUGUUGGGAUGCGUACCCGUGGUGAUCGCUGAUGGGAUUCAGUUACCGUUCUCGGAGACGGUGCGGUGGUCGGAGAUCUCUCUCACGGUGGCUGAGAAAGACGUGAGGAAUCUGCGUAAGAUUUUAGAGCACGUGGCGGCGACUAAUUUGUCUGUGAUACAGCGGAACUUACGUGAGCCGGCGUUCAAGCGGGCCCUCUUGUACAAUGUACCGAUGACGGAAGGAGAUGCCACGUGGCAUAUUCUCGAGGCGUUGCGGAGGAAGCUCGAUCGAUCUUACCGGAGGAGGUCGAGUGUUUUGAGCGAAUGAAUAGGUGACACGUAGGAUAAUGUGUCUGAAUGGAUGCCAGGCUGGAAAAUAUUGGGAACUUUGUCGAUGUUGGAUAACCGGGAAUGUCUCGUGUGGGGUCCAUAACGUGAGGAGCUUAACUUGGGCACGUGAGAUGUCUGCUGAGCUGGCUAUCAAUGAGUGGAGUAAUAUGUGACUCAGGGAAGUGAAAGUGUAAAGUAUGCUGACGUGUAAUUCUUUGGAUGAGUAAAGUCAUAUAAUAUUUUGAAUAUAAUAAAAGGAGUUGGAGAUCGAAAUGCAUGCAGGGGUUAAAUCAAUCUUAACUUUCAGUUUAGAAUUCAAUCA